Molecule: messenger RNA, 1278 nt
Organism: Rotaria socialis
Lineage: Eukaryota; Metazoa; Rotifera; Eurotatoria; Philodinida; Philodinidae
Source: the annotation of a GenBank genome assembly
AUGCCUGACAGUAAACUGUAUGAUAUUCUUGGUGUUACACGUGGUGCAAGCGAUCAAGAAAUAAAAAAGGCAUAUCAUAAACUUGCUAAAACUCAUCACCCAGAUAAAAAUCCGGAAUCAGCUGAAAAAUUUAAGGAAAUUUCAUUUGCUUAUCAAGUUUUAACUGAUGAAAGUAAAAGACAAAUUUAUGAUAUGUAUGGUCUUGAAGGACUAAAAGAAGGUGGUGGCGGCGGUGGUGGUGGAGGCAGCAUGGCUGAUAUUCUUGGACAAUUUUUUGGUCAAAAUGAUCCAUUUGAAGGUUUUGGCGGAUUCGGUGGCCUUUUUGGUGGCCAAAUGGGUGGUGGCAGAGCUCGUAAUCGACGACGAAAAGGUGAUGAUGUAGCUCAUCCACUCAAAGUCACUCUUGAACAAUUAUACAAAGGUGAAACACGCACACUCGAAAUAUCUCGUAAAGUUAUUUGUAAAACUUGUAAUGGUAAUGGUGGACGCGAAGGUGCUAAACAAUCAUGUUCAACCUGCCGCGGUCAAGGUGUUCAGUUUAUAACACGACAAAUAGGUCCCGGUAUGAUUCAAAGAAUGCAACAAGUUUGCAAAGAAUGUAAUGGAGAAGGAGAAAUUAUCAACGAACGUGAUCGUUGUAAAACAUGUAAUGGAAAAAAAACAGUUGAUGAAAAGAAAAAACUUGAAAUUGUCAUAUCACCUGGUAGCAAACAUGAACAACAACUUCGUUUUCCAGGUGAGAGUGAUCAAGCACCAAAUACGGAACCUGGCGAUGUCAUUAUUGUCUUACAACAAGAACCACAUGAACUAUUUGAACGUAGUGGAGAUAAUCUUAUUAUGAAACACAAAAUAAAAUUACUUGAAUCAUUAUGUGGAUUUCAACUAGUUGUCACACACUUAGAUGGAAGACGAGUUGUUAUUCAACAUCCACCAAACGAUCCGAUUGCACCGGACACUUAUCGAUGUGUGAAAGGGCAAGGUAUGAUAAAUAUGAGAACGCAUGAUACUGGUGAUCUAAUUAUACAAUUUGAUGUCGAGUUUCCAUCAGAAAAAUCGCUUACUGAGACACAAUUAAAACAACUUGAAUCAAUUUUACCGAAACGACCGCAUGUCGAUAUUCCGCAAGGUGAACAUGUCGAAGAAGUAUCUAUGAUUGAUUUUCAUACAACUAAAUCUGCACACGAUAGUAAACAUGGUCAACGACGCGAAGCAUAUGAUGGUGGAGAUUCAGAUGAUGAAGGUGCACAUCAUGGCGUUCAGACAUGUAGAUCUCAAUAG